GUUGAAUUUAAAUCUGUGAGAAAAAUCAACGAAAGAAAAAAAAUGGAAGUUUACGUUCAAAGAAUCAAUGACUUUAUUUAUCGAGCAAGAAAGACGCUGCUGGUAAUUAUUGGUGUGAUAUUAAUGUUGAUUUACAUUCGUGGAUGCAUCAAUCAAUUAACUUAUUACGAAGAAGACAUCGAAUUUUUGCAGACAGCAAUUGCAAAUUUGAACCAACGCAUUGAAAACGGAUCAAAAAUGGAUAUGCCAUUUAACUCAAAAGAUAUCUUCAAUGCAAAACGAGAACUGCUUCAUUUAAUUCAAGAAAUAGAACUUCGCAAAUCAGAACCACAACAUAAAACAAUUGCUUCUCCUGCAAAGAAAGCUCGUUAUGACUUUGCUCUGCAAAAUAUUGGUGGCAGUGUUGUGUCUUAUCACAAUACGGAAUUGAUGUACUCGUGCAGUCUAUUUUCAAUUUUAAUUGGAAAGUGCAACAAGAUUAAUCCACCUGAAAAAGCAAUUCAGAAGAAUGUCGAGCCUGGCGAAGCUUUUUGUUUCAAAGGCAAUCAAGGAUCAAUAACAAUCAAGCUUUCGAGUCCUAUUGUGAUUGACAGUAUCACUUUUGAUCAUGUUGAACGAUCGAAUACACCUAAUUUGGAUAUAUCUGAUGCUCCUCGGUUCAUCUCUAUUUCUGGCAUGAACAAGAAGCACGACGAAAUUGGACACAACUAUGGCAAUUUCACAUUCAAUGUUAUCAACUCGAAUUCUCAAACUUUCUAUUUUGAAUCAUCAUCAGAAAAGUAUCUGUAUAUCCAUAUUAAUGUAACUGAAAAUUAUGGACAUCAAGAUCGUACAUGCAUUUAUCGAAUUCAAGUUCAUGGAUAUGACAGUGAGUUCUAAAUUAUUAGUGGAUAUCCUUUUUAAUAUGAAGAAGAUUUAUAAAAAAAUAUUAUGAUACUCA
Messenger RNA from Chironomus riparius, 940 nucleotides. The record is from the annotation of a GenBank genome assembly. Lineage: Eukaryota; Metazoa; Arthropoda; Insecta; Diptera; Chironomidae.